AUGAAUGUGGCUGAUGUCUGCGAAUUACUGUCGGCCAUCUCUGAUCUUCCCGUUUCUAACUGCGCCAUGUAUCAAUCGCGACUUCGACAACAGAAUAUCACCGGUCUCGUAUUAUCGGUCUGUGACCUUGAGAAGCUGCGAACGGAGAUGCAAAUGAACUUCGGAGAUUGGCAACUCUUCCGCACCCUCGUUCUCUACCUUCGCCAGCUGGAGGCCACCAACCUGCUUAGCUCCGGCGCAAACGGCAGCGGUAGGCUUAGUCGUCAUGGCGAGACCAGAUGCCCAGGUGGAAACACCUCCAGCCAGUUGGAGACCUCCUCCCAACUCCCCGAGAUGACUGUGGUGUACCCUUACGCCCAUAUUACUGGAUCUACCGGUCAGCAACCGCUGCCAAGGCAGUAUGGCGGGCAAAGCCCGCCCCAGAAGAACGUCUUUGACGUACCCGUCUUUGUGCAGCACUGUACGACUGCCUCCACGGCAGCGAAUAUUCGACCGCGGGCCCGACUGAACGCCGUGUCUGCCCCCUGCACCGCCGACCGCACAAUCAGUGACUUCUCCUUCGGCAGUGGGACAGAGGAGAUGGAGUUUAUCUGGCGACGUGACUUUAAACCGGAGACGCUGAAACCGCAGGCGGAGGUGGAUAGAAAGACCUCACUGAGGACUCCCAUCCACACACAUUUGACUCCUCAACCGGAAGCCGAUGAGACCGCGGACUCAUCUACCGUUGCUGUUGCUAUGAAGACUCCAGUCGGUCCCAGGCCUAAAUACGACAACGCCAGCUUCUAUCAACUGCCCCACUUCUUUCCACCGUCUGCAAACUGUCGUCUGAUAAACACCGCCUCCUUUGACAGCACCAAGAAAGGCUCUGGAAGUGGUAGUCGGAAGGGCAACCUGAAACAGCCCUCUCGAACCCUAUCCGGCCAGGCGGUUCCUGUGUGGUUGGACCCCAGCGGAAAGCCGAUUCUUGGUUUUAGUCGAUCUACCAUCGAUUUGCGUUCCGCUGGUAACUGUCGUCACAGUCACAGUGCUAGAAGACACAAGAAAUCUGGACGGAAACGAAUGAGAAGGGAGGCAUCAUCCGCCUCCCUCUCCGCUCAACAAGCCAGACUGUUUAAGUCAGCAUCCCAGGGAACUGAUCAGGUGAAGAUGGUGCCGUUGCAGCCAGCCUACAUUCCUAACCCCAGUACCGGAGAGGCACAGCCUAGCUACAUCCCAGUCUGGUAUCCGAACUUGUCCUGUGUGGGCAAACUGAAACCAUCAGACGCCAUUAUCGCCAACGAGUCACCCUCCUCAUCCCCUUCUUCAGCUGCCUCUGAGGAUGGAACCUACGACUUCCCCAGCGAGUACUCCAAUCACGGGCAAUAUUAUAUCUGUCCCAACCACAAUACUCCACCACCACCACCGGUUCGUCUGGAGGACGCUGGGCGAAUACCUGAUAAGCACGUCCUGUCAGCCUCACCUUUUGAGUAUACUGGCCUACCUGAUUACCCAAACCGACCGCCAAAGGGCAUUUCCCAUCAUCGUCAUCGUCAUCACCAACACCCAGCUCUCGCGCAGGCCACUUGUUCCUACGGCCCCCAAGAGUUCUUCCCCAAGAGAGCCCGCAGUAGACAACCACAGACUCCAGGACCUGCAACCAGGAAGGGCGAUGAGAGAUCGACUGCGUCGCAACGGAGCGGCACCGGUAGUCGGGCUCACACCCCGUCAAUGGGACAUCAAGCCCAGGAAUCCUACUCUCCUGACGAGUGCACCUGCGACUACUUCCUCUACAUGCGAGGAGCGGAGGAGGGGGAAGAACGAGAAGACGCCCCAAAGAACGUCAACAGUGCUCCAACUUCUUGGUCCUACACACACAAAAUCUCCUCACCCGACCUCUCUGAGAUCGAAGCUAUGACGAGCAGUUAA
Messenger RNA from Spirometra erinaceieuropaei, 1905 nucleotides. Lineage: Eukaryota; Metazoa; Platyhelminthes; Cestoda; Diphyllobothriidea; Diphyllobothriidae. The record is from the annotation of a GenBank genome assembly.